AUGGUUCAUAAGCAUGCAUUUAAAGCACUAGAUAGAAGUAUGAACGAUAUUUUCAAUACUCGACGCAGUGGUGACUCGCAAAUGCUUUUUGGGGGCAAGGUAAUUGUUUUUGGAGGAGAUUUCAGACAAAUUCUGCCGGUUAUUCCCAACGCAGGAGAAGGAAAAGUUGGAGGUGAUAAUAAUGGAGAUGCAGUUAUUGAGAUACCUCAUGAUCUUCUCAUUACCGAUUUCGUCGAUCCUAUAUCUGCAUUAAUUGAAUUUGUCUAUCCCUCAAUUCUUGAAAACAUUAACAACUCAGCUUAUUUUCAAGAACGAGCAAUACUUGCACCAAAAAAUGAAGUCGUUCAAGAAAUAAAUGAUUGUUUGAUGUCAUUGUUCCCAGGAGAAGAAAAGGAAAACUUAAGUUCAGAUAUGCUAUGUGAAUUAGAGCACCUUCAUGAUGAGUUUGAUAAAACUUUGUACUCUCCUGAUGUUUUAAAUUGUCUUAAAUUAUCAGGGAUACCAAACCAUAAGAUUUUACUAAAAGUUGGUGUUCCUAUCAUAUUACUCAGGAAUAUUGAUCAGAAAUCUGGAUUAUGUAAUGGAAACUAG
This is a messenger RNA of Cynara cardunculus var. scolymus (artichoke), 591 nucleotides long. RefSeq lists its product as uncharacterized. The coding region runs from base 1 to 591 and encodes 196 amino acids. Gene Ontology annotation, molecular function: DNA helicase activity. NCBI's taxonomy places the organism in Eukaryota, Viridiplantae, Streptophyta, Magnoliopsida, Asterales, Asteraceae. The transcript has 2 exons. The record is from RefSeq and is a predicted model, not a curated record. Gene Ontology annotation, biological process: telomere maintenance; DNA repair.